AAUGGUGAUAGUUUAAGAUAUUUUUAACCCAAGUCUUUUAGCCUUCCCCUUGUUUUCUUCUUCAGAAAAUUGAGGCUAAUUCUUUUCCACUCACUGUGUGUAUAUGUGUUUCUAUGUCGCGUCGAACUUGAGAUGUGAAAAUUGGGGGUCUUUAGUUUUCUCUGUGUGAAUAGAAUCUAUAAAUAUUGUUUUUCACUUACAUUCUUCUUCGUAAUUGUUAAGGAAAUGAUCAAAUGGUUCAAUAUAACCUAUUACAGUUUGAAUAGAAGAUUUGAACACAAAAAUAUUUCCUAUGUUGAUUUGGCAUUGUGAAUAGCCGCUCUGUCUUGAUAGUUUAGAGAUUCCUUACUUCGUGUUGUUGUCUAGUUACUACAUGUUCGUGGUGAUUAUUGUUGGAAGUGUUCCUUUCGUUCUUAUGUUGAUUUGACUAUAUGAAUAGUUGUUAUGUCCAGAUAACUUGGAGGUACCUUAUUUCAUACUAUUGCUUAUUUUCUACAGCUUCUCAGUUAUCAUUGUUAUAUGAUGCCUCCUAAGGCAAGAAAGCUUCGUCGAAGUCUAGUUCCCGAUGCCCUUAGCUACCUCCCUGAUAAUAUAAUUGAUGUCAUUCUGAUGUGUUUGCCUUCUAAAGAUGCUGUGAGAACAAGCAUCUUAUCAAAGAAAUGGAGGUAUCACUGGUGUCGACUUACAAAGUUGGAGCUUGAUGAAUCUCUUUGGAUAACAAAGAAGGAUUUACUGAACCCUACAAUAAAAUUUAGAAAGAUUUUGUACCAGUUUUUGAGCCUUCAUGAAGGACCAAUUACUAAGUUUACCCUUGAUGUUGUUCAUCUAGCAAGCUGUCCUGAGAUCGACAACUUCAUAUAUUUCCUCUCGAGGAAUGACAUUCAACAUCUUGCACUUCACCUUCCACUUAGAAAGGAAUACAAAUUGCCUUCCUUACUUUUCGCAUGUUCACAGCUGAGGCAUCUAAGUCUUUGUUAUUGCUCAAUACAACAUCCAUCAGCCUUUCAAGGAUUUGAUAAGUUAAUUAGCCUGAAUUUAUGUGAAGUCAAUAUUUCUUCUGAGUUACUGGAAAGUUUAAUAUCUCAUUGCCCGUUGCUUGAGGAGUUGGAGCUGGAUAUCGCAAACAAGUCAGACACAAUUGAAAUUAAUGCCCCCAUGUUGAGGUCGUUCGAUCUCUCAGGCAAUAUGAGUUGUGUCUGCCUAAAGAAUGUCCCUCGUCUGGUAAAAGUAUUGCUGUAUGGUGACUAUAUUAAAGCAGAGGAUCUUGAUUUUGCAAAGCUUUUCGAGUGUUGUCCUGCUCUCGAGCACCUUCUCUUUUUCUCCCUUGGUUCCGAGUUCUCUGCUGGAGCAGGAUAUGAAGCACCAACAAGACUUCCGUUUAAUCUUAACAGCGUCAAACGAUUUUACCUGCCUGACAUUAUGCUGGUGGAAUCAUAUAAGCUCUCAUAUGCUCUUUGCUUGAUAAGAAGUUUCCCGUAUUUAGAAUAUCUCGAAAUACAGAUUCAUGAAUGUGGAUUUGACUAUGAAGAUGAAGAUGAUGAACCUAUUCCAGAACCCCUUGAGCUCAAACAUUUAUGGGACGUGACAUUUAAUCACCUCAAGGAAGUUAAGCUAGGCUACUUAUCAGGAACAACGUCUGAGUUGCUGCUUAUCAAAUUUUUGUUAGCCGAGUCCCCAGUGUUGGAGAGAAUGCUAAUCGAUCGACAGUAUCUUGAUCAUGAACAGCUCGACACAAGAUUACAAAUAUUCGCAGAGAUAUCAAAUUUUUCGCGGUCAUCACCUAAAGCAGAAGUUGUCUACAUAGAUUUAGGCGGAUCUUUGGCUUAGAAGUUAAAAGACUGAAAAGAGAAACAAACGUGAUGUAGUAGUAUGACAUACUUGUUUAUUUCUC
Messenger RNA from Solanum verrucosum, 1891 nucleotides. Its product is annotated as F-box/FBD/LRR-repeat protein At1g13570-like. NCBI's taxonomy places the organism in Eukaryota, Viridiplantae, Streptophyta, Magnoliopsida, Solanales, Solanaceae. The transcript is spliced from 4 exons. The coding region runs from base 520 to 1827 and encodes 435 amino acids. Gene Ontology annotation, molecular function: protein binding. The record is from RefSeq and is a predicted model, not a curated record.